ACGUUGCUCAACCCCAGGAGCGACUCUCUGGUGAGUCACCGGUUCAGAGGAGGCCUUCAAAAAGAAGAGCCUGCCGCUCCACAGAACCACUCAGACACAGAAGAGAGAAGGAUGAAGCAGAUUGUGGUUCUCACCUGCCUGGUGUGUGUGGCUUUCACACAGGAAACCGUCAUCGACCCCAGAGGAGCUCGACCGGUGGAACACGGAACCAGAGACGAGAAAUGUGCCACUCAGAAGGAAUGGCCAUUCUGCCUGGACGACGACUGGGGCUACAAAUGUCCCUCAGGCUGCAGGAUUCAAGGCCUGAUGGAUAAGUACGACCACCAACUGCUGAAGAAGAUCGAGAACAUCCGCCACCAGCUGAAUCAGCACAAGGGGAAGUAUCGCACCGCCGACCAGGUGUCCAAACAGACGCACGACUACCUGAGGGAGAAGCUUACCGUCGACGCAGGUCAUGACAACAGGUACUUCGAACUGGCCCAGAGUCUGCGACAGAGAAUCACAGACAUAAAAAUCCGGAUUGACAAGCAGAUGAAAGUCAUGACCGCCUUGAAGGAGCGGAUCAGGGAUCAGGUCACGGAGAUGCAAAGGCUGGAGGUCGACAUCGACAUGAAGCUUCGCGCCUGUAAGGGCUCCUGUGGAGGCUACCACGAGUACCAGGUGGACCGGGAGAGCUACGUCACCCUGGAGAAGCAGGUAACACAGCUGGACUCGCAGACCCCACAGAACAUCGAAGCGGCGGGGACGCUCUACGUGAUGAAGAGCAGGCCGCUGCAGGGCGUGCUGGUGGACAGCAUCUACAAGACCAAGGCGGUGGACGGCCAGCAGAAACAGGACCUGUUCAGUGACAUUAAUACGCUAAAGCUUGUUCUGGAGGAGGAAGGCUCCAGCUCAUCUCCUGCAACUGUCUCCAAAGAGCCAGGUACUUCAUUCCCAUCGUCGUCAUCAUCAUCAUCUUCAUCCUCCCUCUUACCGUCUGGUUCCUCCAAUCCGUCCAAGUCCAUCACUGAGCUUGGAGGACGUGGCGACGGGGACAUUUUUGGCGGGUUUGGAGGGUUUGACGGUUUCGGUCAGCCUAGUACAAGCAAAGUGACCACAAAAACCGUCAGCUGCACCAGUCAAGUAAGAAAAGUGGUGGUUCACACCAAGGAGGGGCCGGUAGAACGGUACGAGACUGUAACUGAAGGAGGACCCGGGUGCCAAGGGGUGGAGAUGACCAAGGGUGGGAUGAGUUCCCUGUUCCCCACUCUGAGCCAUGCUUCCACAACCAAAACGGGCUUCGGCAGUAGCAAAGGAACCACUUUAGGAAAUCCCUUUGGGAGCGACGUUGGGAUCGACCUUGGAGCCUUCAUGACCGACAACGCCGAGGACGACGUUCCCGAUUUCCAUGCCAGAAGUAUAAAGAGCGCGGACGUCGACCGGCAGGCCGAUUAUGUAGGAAAAGAUUGUGUUGAAGCCAACCAGAAGCACCUGAAAGGGGAAACAAACGGCCUGUUUAAAAUCAAACCCGGCGGCGCCGACUCCACACCGGUGGUGGAGGUUUACUGCCAGCAGGAGGGCGUGAUGGGGGGCUGGUUGUUAGUUCAGCAGAGGGAGAGUGGAGAGCUUAGCUUCAACCGCACCUGGGCCGACUACCGCGACGGGUUCGGCUCAGUCGAUGCUCAGGGUAAAGGCGAGUUCUGGCUGGGCAACCAGAACCUCCACCUGCUGACGGGUCAGGGUGAGACCAUGCUGAAGGUGGAGCUGGAGGACUGGGAGGGGGGCAAAGCUAGUGCAGAGUACAUGGUGAAGGUAGGCUCAGAGGAGGAGGGCUAUCCGCUGCACGUCUCGGGCUACACCGGAGACGCCGGGGACUCUCUGGCCGCACCGAAAGCCUCUGAGGUGUCUCAUAACGGCAUGAAAUUCAGUACGUUUGACAAAGACAACGACAACUGGGAGCAGAACUGUGCGGAGGCGUACGGGGGCGGCUGGUGGUACAACAGCUGCCAGGCCGCUAAUUUAAACGGGAUGUAUUAUAAAGGCACAUAUGACCCAGAAACCAACCCGCCGUAUAAGACCGAGAACGGAGUGGUAUGGUCCACGUUCAAACCCAUCACCUACAGCCUGAAAACCGUCCGCAUGUUCAUCCGAUCUUCUGCGUUUUAACUGGAAACGACAACGUAACUUUUUUAAAUAAAAACCUACGUUUCUGUAAACUUUUUCCAUGUAUUUUGGUACACAAAUAAGUCGAGACAGUUUUUCGUCCCGACGCCGUUGGCGGGUUACAUGGGGACACCUUUGUUAGUAUUAUCGAUCCAAGGUCCUGACCUGAUGUUUUUUGGAUUACUUAACUCUGUGGAUCAAUAAAUAACCUUUGUUCCAUCAAUAAAAAUUGAGUAAUCACCCUA
Molecule: messenger RNA, 2387 nt
Organism: Oryzias melastigma (Indian medaka)
Lineage: Eukaryota; Metazoa; Chordata; Actinopteri; Beloniformes; Adrianichthyidae
Gene: fga
Product: fibrinogen alpha chain
Exons: 8
Coding region: 112-2145 (677 amino acids)
Biological process (GO): blood coagulation; platelet activation; protein polymerization
Cellular component (GO): fibrinogen complex
Molecular function (GO): signaling receptor binding
Source: RefSeq, a predicted model, not a curated record